CCCGGGUUGCUGGGGGGAAAAAGAUGGCUUUUUGCGGAGCUUCUCUGGGCACCGUGCUGCUCCUGCUCGCCCAGUGCUCCCCAGUUGCCCCCGAACUGGGCGGCGAGGCGGUGCCGGAGGGAGCUUCCACCCUGGCGUUCGUCUUUGAUGUGACCGGCUCCAUGUACGACGAUCUGGUGCAAGUUAUCGAGGGAGCAUCCAAAAUCCUGGAAACGUCGCUAAAAAGACCCAAGAGACCGCUCUACAAUUUCGCCUUGGUGCCGUUCCACGAUCCAGAAAUUGGUCCAGUGACAAUAACCACAGAUCCCAAGAAAUUCCAAUUUGAACUCAGGGAACUUUACGUUCAGGGUGGUGGAGACUGUCCAGAGAUGAGCAUUGGAGCAAUAAAGAUUGCCCUGGAGAUCUCUCUCCCUGGUUCUUUCAUCUAUGUAUUCACUGAUGCACGAUCCAAAGAUUAUAGACUCACCCAUGAAGUGCUUCAGCUCAUCCAGCAAAAACAAUCCCAGGUAGUGUUUGUACUGACUGGAGACUGUGAUGACAGGAAUCAUAUUGGUUACAAGGUCUAUGAAGAAAUUGCCUCAACAAGUUCUGGCCAGAUUUUUCACCUGGACAAAAAACAAGUUAAUGAGGUGUUGAAAUGGGUUGAAGAAGCAGUUCAAGCCUCCAAAGUGCAUCUCUUGUCUACAGACCAUCUGGCCAUGGCUGUUAAUGUUUGGCAGAUCCCUUUUGAUCCAAGUCUGAAAGAGGUUACGGUGUCUUUGAGUGGUCCUUCACCAGCAAUUGAAAUCCAUGAUCCAUUAGGCAAGCAGAUCACUAAAGGAUCAGGACUGAAUGAAUUGCUUAAUAUCCACAACUCUGCAAAGGUAGUAAAUGUCAAAGAUCCAGAGCCUGGGACAUGGACAAUUAAGACCUCCAGCAGUGGGAGGCACUCAGUGCGCAUCACGGGUCUCAGCACCAUUGACUUCAGAGCUGGGUUUUCUAGGAAGCCAACAUUAGACUUUAAAAAAACAGCCAGCAGACCAGUGAAAGGAAUUCCUACCUUUGUGCUGCUCAAUACCACAGGGAUCUUGCUUCCAGCCAGAGUAGACCGACUGGAACUUCUGAGUAUUACAGGGGAACUUCUUAAGACCUUGCCUGUGAAAUAUUAUCCUGAGAGAAAGCCCUAUGGACUAUGGAAUAUUUCUGACUUCAUUCCACCAGAUGAAGCUUUUUUUGUUAGAAUAACAGGCUAUGACAAGGAUGAUUACCUUUUUCAGAGAGUUUCAAGUGUUUCAUUUUCUAGUAUCACUCCUGAUGCUCCAAAAGUUACAAUGCCUACCAAGACUCCAGGGUAUUACUUACAGCCAGGGUCUAUUCUUUGCCACGUUGAAAGUCUUAUACCUUUUACUCAACGUUUUACUAAAAAUGGAGUGAAACUUGGAGUGGAUCAGUUCUUCAAAGAAUCAUCCAGUAUGAGCUGGGAUAUUGCCAUGGUCUCCUUGUCUGAUGAAGGCUUUUAUGAAUGCAUGGCAACCAGCAGCGUGGGGACUGGCUAUGCCCAGACAUUUCUGGAUGUGUCAGAACCCCCACCCCUCAUUCAGGUUCCUAAUAAUGUCACAGUGGUCCCUGGGCAAGGAGCCAUUCUGACCUGCCUGACUUUAAGUACAGUGCAUUACAACCUCACCUGGCAGAGGAAUGGCAGAGAUGUGAGGCUGAAGGAGCCCCUGAGGAUGAGGAUGAUGAGCAACCUGUCCUUAGAGGUGAAAUCUGUAAAGCUCACAGAUGCUGGCAAGUACAACUGCAUUGCUUCUAAUGAGGGGGGAUCUACCACAGCAUCAGUCUUCCUUACAGUGCAAGAACCACCUAGGGUAGUUAUUUCACCUAAGAAUCAGACUUUUCUAGAAGGCUCUGAAGUGUCUAUCAGGUGUUCUGCAACAGGUUAUCCAAAGCCAACAGUAGUAUGGACACACAAUGACAUGUUUAUUAUUGAUUCAAGCAGAUUCAGAUUGACCCCAGAAGGCACCUUAAUCAUAAGGAGGGCAGCUCCAAAAGAUGCAGGAAUUUAUGGUUGCUUGGCAAGUAACUCAGCUGGGACAGAGAAACAAAUAUCCACUCUUACAUAUAUUGAGGCCCCAACCUUGACUGUAGUUCAAAAUGAAAUUCUAGUUGCUCUUGGAGACACAACUACUAUGGAGUGUAAACCAACUGGAACCCCACACCCCCAAGUGAAAUGGUUUAAAGGUGACUUAGAGCUGAGGGAAUCAGCAUUUCUCAUUAUUGAUCCUCAUCGGGGUCUUUUGAAGAUCCAGGAAACACAGGAUCUGGAUGCUGGUGACUACACCUGUGUGGCUACCAAUGAUGCAGGGAGAGCUUCUGGAAAAAUAACUCUAGAUGUUGGCUCUCCCCCAAUUUUCACACAGGAGCCCAGUGAUGAGUCUGCUGAUAUUGGAUCAAACCUUACCCUGCAGUGCUAUGUUCAGGGUUACCCAGAACCCAGGGUUAAAUGGAGGAGGCUAAAUGGGGCUUCUCUUUUCUCCAGACCAUUUGCAGUCAGUUCCAUCAGUCAGCUCAGAACAGGAGCUCUCUCUAUUCAUAAUCUCUGGGUUAGUGAUGAAGGAGCUUACAUCUGUGAAGCUGAGAACCAGUUUGGAAGGAUCCAGUCACGUCCAGCCACCAUCACAGUAACUGGACUGGUUCCACCUCAGAUUGGAGUAAGUCCAGCCACAGCCAAUGUCAUUGAGGGUCAGCAGCUCACUUUGCCCUGUGUUCUUCUUGCUGGGAACCCCCUUCCAGACCAGAGGUGGAUUAAAAACAGUGUGGUGCUGGUUCCCAAUCCCUACAUUAAUAUUCGUGGUGAUGGAAGUCUGCACCUGGAAAGAGUUCGGCUGCAGGAUGGGGGCAAUUAUACCUGCAUGGCAAGUAAUGUUGCUGGGACAAGCAACAAAACCACUACUGUUAAUGUGUAUGUUCUGCCUAUCAUUCAGCAUGGGCAGCAGAUAUUCAGCACCAUUGAAGGAAUCCCAGUAACAUUACCAUGCAAAGCAAGUGGUGUUCCUAAGCCAUCUAUUAUGUGGUCUAAGAAAGGAGAAGAAAUUCUUCCCAGCAAUGUGAAAUUUUCUGCAGGGUCUGAUGGAAGCCUGCAUGUAGUUUCACCAGGGGGUGAAGAGACUGGGGAAUACGUGUGCACUGCAACAAAUGCUGCUGGUUAUGCUACAAGGAAAGUCCAGCUGACAGUCUAUGUGAAACCUAGAGUAUCCAGGCCUGGAGACCAGGAAGGAAAUGCCUCUGAUAACCCCAUAGAGAUCUCAGUACUUGCAGGGGAAGAUGUCACACUUCCCUGUGAAGUGAAGAGCUUGCCACCCCCCAUCAUUACCUGGGCCAAAGAAAUGCAGCUCAUAUCUCCAUUCUCCCCAAGACACACUUUCCUACCCUCAGGGUCAAUGAAGAUCAGUGAGACACAAGUUUCAGACAGUGGAAUGUAUCUCUGUGUAGCCACAAAUAUUGCUGGGAAUGUGACUCAGUCAGUGAAGCUAAGUGUACAUGUCCCCCCAAAGGUGCAGCGUGGGCCUCGAGUGUUGAAAGUCCAGGCUGGCCACAGAGUUGACCUCCCCUGCAGUGCCCAGGGCAUCCCUCCCCCAUCCACCACUUGGUUCAAGGGCAGGAGUGCAGUGCCUAUAGAUGGUGGGCAGUUUAUCCACAGCCUGGAUGGAGCUCUCAGCAUCACCAACGUCCAGCUUCCUGAUGCUGGAACCUACACGUGUGUUGCUAGCAAUGCAGUGGGGAGUGACACGUUGGAGAUAACAGUACAAGUUCAAGUGUCUCCUACUAUCAAGGACCUGGACCCUCCAUACAACAGUCCCUUUCAGGAGAGAGUGGCAAAUCAGCGGGUUGCAUUCCCCUGCCCAGCAAAAGGUGUUCCAAAGCCUGAUAUCAAAUGGCUACAUAAUGGAAGAGAGCUGACAGGGAGUGAACCAGGGAUUUCAGUUCUGGAGGAUGGGACACUGCUGAUCAUAGCUGCUGUUACACCUUCUGAUAAUGGAGAGUAUAUCUGUGUGGCAACCAAUGAAGCUGGAAGCACAGAAAGAAAGUACAACCUGAAAGUUAAUGUUCCUCCUGAAAUUAGAGAUCAAGAAAAGGUGACUAAUACAUCUGUAGUUGUUCAUCACCCUGUAAUCCUCUUCUGUGAGGUAUCUGGUAACCCCUUACCAGUCAUCUCCUGGUAUAAAGAAGAUAUCCAGGUUGUGGAAAGCAGUACUCUCCAGAUUUUGCACAAUGGGAAGAUACUGAAGCUCCUUAAAGCUACUACUGAUGAUGCUGGACAAUAUUCAUGCAAAGCCAUCAAUGUAGCAGGAAGUUCUGAGAAACUGUUUAACCUAGAUGUACUAGUUCCACCAAGUAUAGCAGGUGCUGGAACCCCCAGGGAAAUUGCUGUCAUCCUCAACCAGGAAAUCAGCCUGGAAUGUAGAGCCAAAGGCUUCCCUUUUCCUGAUAUUCACUGGUUCAAAGAUGGCAAGCCCUUGUUUUUGGGUGAUCCAAAUGUUGAGCUUCUGGACAGAGGUCAAGUUCUCCACAUCAAGAGUGCUCGAAGGGUUGACAAAGGUCGUUACCAGUGCAGUGCCACCAACCCUGCUGGCAAACAGGUGAAGGAGAUCAAGCUGAACAUCCAUGUCCCCCCUAGUAUCAAAGGAGGGAAUAUUACCACAGAGGUGUCCACACUUCUUAACAAUCUUAUAAAUCUGGAGUGUGAAACCAAGGGAAUCCCUGCUCCUACCAUUACAUGGCUCAAGGAUGGACACCCCAUUAUUUCCAGCCCCCAAGCUCUCUAUGUGGACAGAGGUCAAUUCCUGAAGAUCCCUCAGGCCCAGGUCUCAGAUUCUGCAAAGUACACUUGUCGUGUGAGCAGUGCUGCUGGAGCUGCUGAAAAACAUUACUACGUGGAUGUCUAUGUUCCUCCAGUAAUUGAGGGCAAUGGUGACACAGCCCAGAAGAGGCAGGUUGUUGCUGGAAAUUCACUGACACUGGAAUGUAAAGCUGCUGGCAAUCCUCCACCUCUCCUUACCUGGUUAAAAGAUGGUGUGCCUGUGAAAGCAAGUGACAGCCUCCAUAUUCUGUCUGGUGGAAAGAAGCUGGAGAUUCUGAAUGCUGUUGAGGCUGACCAGGGCCAGUAUUUGUGUGUGGCUACAAGCAUAGCUGGAGAGCAAGAAAUCAAAUAUGAAGUUGAAAUCUUAGUCCCACCAUUUGUGGAAGGUGGAGGUGAGCUCUUGGACUACAUUGUGAUUCUCCACAGUCCUAUUGAGUUGGAUUGUUCAGCAUCAGGGAUGCCCUCACCCACUAUCACGUGGUUGAAAGAUGGUCAAGCAGUUGACCAGGGAGCUGGACGUAAGAUCUUAUUAAAUGGACAGAAACUUCUCAUCUCUCGAGCUCAAGUGUCAGACAGUGGCCACUAUAAAUGUGUGGCUGCAAAUCAGGCAGGAGAACAUGAAAGGGAGUUUGAUGUCACUGUGCAUGUUCCUCCAACCAUCAAAUCAGCUUUGACUUCUGAGAGAGCUGUGGUGAUCUACAAGCCUGUGACACUGCAGUGCAUAGCCAAUGGUAUUCCCAGCCCUUCCAUAACUUGGUUAAAAGAUGGUCAACCAGUAAACACCGCCAGAGGAAAUAUAAGACUGGAGUCUUCAGGACGUGUUCUCCAAGUUGCCAAGGCCCUGCUGGAAGAUGCUGGCAGGUACACUUGUGUGGCAACAAAUGCUGCAGGAGAAGCCCAACACCACAUUCGUCUUCAUGUGCAUGAACCACCCACUCUGGAAGAUUCAGGGAAGAUGUUAAAUGAAACAGUGGUGGUGAAUAAUCUGAUUCAUCUUGAAUGCAAAGCAUCUGGGAACCCUCCACCAGCUAUCACCUGGUACAAAGACAACAGUCCUCUUGCCACUGCUGCCAGUGCCACUUUCCUGCAGAGAGGGCAGGUUCUGCAGAUUGAGGGGGCUCAGGUCUCUGACACUGGUGUGUACAAAUGUGUGGCUGUCAACACAGCAGGCAUGGCUGAGUUAUCUUACAGUCUUCAGGUUCAUGUUCCACCAUCAAUCUCUGGUAGCAGUGACAUGGUGACAGUGGUGGUUAACAAUCAAGUGCAACUGGAGUGUGAAGCCAGAGGCAUCCCUGCACCUAUUCUAACAUGGUUAAAAGAUGGUAGCCCUGUUUCCAGCCUUAAUGAUGGACUCCAGGUUCUGUCUGGGGGCAGGGUCUUGGCAUUAAGCAGUGCUCACAUCAGUGACACAGGGAAGUACACGUGUGUUGCAGUCAAUGCUGCAGGAGAGAGCCAGAGAGACAUUGAGCUCAGAGUUCAUGUUCCACCAGACAUCAUGGGAGAGGAGCAGAACAUCUCUGUGCUGAUGAACCAAGAUGUGGAGCUACUCUGCCAGAGCAAUGCCAUUCCCCCACCCAUGCUGACCUGGCUCAAAGAUGGGAGACCCUUACUGAAGAAGCCAGGUCUUAGCAUUUCUGAAGAUGGAAGCUUGCUGAAGAUUGAAGGAGCUCAAGUCCAGGACACUGGCCGGUACACUUGUGAAGCAACAAAUGUUGCUGGGAAAAUGGAAAAGAAUUAUAAUGUCAAUAUUUGGGUCUCCCCAAGUAUUUAUGGCUCAGAUGACACCUCUCAGCUGACAGUAGUUGAAGGGAGCUUGAUAAGCCUGAUAUGUGAGUCCAGUGGCAUCCCACCACCCAGCCUUACCUGGAAAAAGAAUGGCUCUCUGCUGGUGGCUGACAUUUUGGGAAGAGUCCGGAUAUUAUCUGGAGGCAGACAGCUACAGAUUUCCAUGGCUGAACAGUCUGAUGCUGCAUCUUACACCUGUGUUGCUUCAAAUGUAGCUGGAAGUGCAAAGAAAGAAUACAGUUUGCAAGUAUACAUUCGACCGACCAUCCAAAGCAGUGGUAGUAUCCACCCAUCAGAAGUCACUGUUACCCAAGGACAUGAAAUUUCUUUGGAGUGCAGAGCACAGGGUAUUCCAGAGCCAACAAUAACGUGGAUGAAGGAUGGCCACCCACUGGUCAGUGGAAGUGACAUUGCAAUACUUCAUGGUGGUCACUUUCUGCAGCUGAAAAAUGCCCACGUGUCAGACACUGGUCGCUACGUCUGUAUUGCUGCCAACGUGGCAGGGCUGUCUGACAAAAAAUAUGAUUUAAAUGUUUAUGUUCCCCCAAAUAUUGCUGGUGACCUGCUGAUGCCUGAAAACAUAAGUGUUGUGGAGAAGAAUCCCUUCUCUCUGGUUUGUGAAGCUUCAGGAAUUCCCUUGCCAUCAAUAACUUGGCUCAAAAAUGGGUGGCCUGUCACGCUGAACAGCUCAGUGCGCAUCCUCUCAGGGGGCAGAACACUCCGCCUGACACACACGAGCGUGGCAGAUGAGGGUCAGUACACAUGUGUGGUGACCAAUGCUGCAGGAGAAGUGAGGAAGGAUUUUGACCUUUCUGUUCUAGUGCCUCCAGGAAUUGUGGGUGAAAAUAAAUUGGAAGAUGUGAAAGUGAAAGAGAGGCAGAGAGUUACUCUGACAUGUGAAGCCACAGGGAACCCUGUACCUCAGAUCACCUGGUUAAAGGAUGGACAAGCUCUAGCUGAGGAUGAAGAUCACAAGUUUGUCUCCAGUGGGCAUUUUCUGCAAAUCACCAAUGCCCAGGUGGCUGACACAGGACGCUACACGUGUAUUGCAUCCAACACAGCUGGAGACAAGAGUAAAAGUUACACUCUUAAUGUGCUUGUGUCUCCAACCAUCACGGGUGCAGAUGGCCAUGGCAGUGCAGAAGAUAUCACUGUGAUCCUCAACAGCCCAGUGUCACUUGUUUGUGAGGCUUACUCAUACCCUCCAGCUACAAUAACCUGGUUGAAAGAUGAUAAUCUUGUGGAGUCAAACAGAAAUAUGCGCAUUUUGCCAGGUGGUCGAACCCUCCAGAUUUUAAGUGCCCAGGAGGACAAUGCUGGCAGAUACACCUGUAUAGCCACAAAUGAGGCUGGAGAAACUUCAAAACACUAUGAAAUGAAAGUCUACAUUCCACCCACCAUUAAGAAGGGGGAUAUCUUGGGGAUGGGUCUCUCCCCUAAAGAAGUGAAGAUCAAAGUAAACCACAGCCUUACCCUGGAGUGUGAAGCUCAUGCCAUUCCUGCUGCUGCCCUCAGCUGGUACAAGGAUGGACAGCCCCUUAAACCUGAUGAGCAUCUCCUUAUCCAAGCCAGUGGUCGGGUUCUGCAGAUUAAGGAGGGUCAGGUGUCAGACACUGGUCGGUACACUUGUCUGGCAUCCAACAUUGCUGGAGAGGAUGAAAUGGAAUUUGAUGUAAAUAUACAAGUUCCUCCUCGUUUCCUAAAGCCUUAUAAGGAAUGGGAAGCUGGCAACACAGUGGAUUCAGGAAGAGGUGGAGAAAGUAAAGAUGUGAUUGUCAACAACCCCCUUACCCUAUACUGUGAGACCAGUGCUGUUCCUCCUCCAGUUCUUACAUGGUAUAAAGAUGGCUUUCCCCUGAGCUCUAGUGAUAAAGUACUCAUAUUACCAGGAGGCAGAGUGCUGCAGAUUCCCAGGGCCCAGGCUGGAGAUGCUGGCAGGUACAUGUGUGUGGCAGUCAAUGAAGCUGGGGAGGAUUCCAUUCACUACGACGUCCGUGUGCUCCUGCCACCAUCCAUCAGCAGAGCAGAGGGUGACCUGCCUGAAGAAGUGACUGUGCUUGUGAAGAAGGCUGCAGUGAUGGACUGUGUGGCAAGUGGCAGCCCUGCUCCCAGCAUCACCUGGCACAAGGAUGGCCACCUCCUAGCAGAAGACAACAAAUACAAGUUUUUGUCCAAUGGAAGGAGGCUACAGAUUUUGAAUUCCCAAAUAGCAGAUACUGGCAGGUAUGUCUGCAUUGUGGAGAACAUAGCUGGAAGUGCCAAAAAAAAUUUUAACCUGAAUGUUCAUGUUCCUCCAAGUGUUGUUGGUACCAAUCCUGAGAAUUUGACUGUGGUAGUGAAUAACUUCAUCUCUCUGACUUGUGAGGUCACUGGCUUUCCACCUCCUGAUCUCAGCUGGCUCAAGAAUGGCAAACCUAUCAGUUUGGAUACCAGUGCUUUUAUUGUGACUGGUGCUCGGACUCUGCAGAUUCCCCGAGCCACAUUGCCAGAUGGUGGUGAAUAUACUUGUAUUGCCAGAAAUCAAGCUGGGGAAAGUCAGAAGAAGAGUUUCCUAACUGUGCUUGUGCCCCCAAGCAUCAAAGACCAUAGUAGGACCUCACUGACAGUGCUGAAUGUCAGAGUGGGCACCCCAGUGAUGUUGGAGUGUGAAUCCAAUGCUAUCCCACCUCCAGUCAUCACCUGGUACAAGAACAGACGCCUCAUUUCAGAGUCUGCAAAUGUGGAGAUGUUGGCAGAUGGGCAGAGGUUAAGAAUCAAGGGUGCAGAGGUUUCUGACACAGGACAGUAUGUAUGCAAAGCCAUAAAUAUUGCAGGGCAAGAUGAUAAAAAUUUCCAUCUUAAUGUUUAUGUGCCACCAAAUAUAGAAGGCCCUGAACAGGAGUUGGUCAAUGAAACUAUCAGUAAUCCUGUUACCUUUGUCUGUGAUGCUACUGGGAUUCCUCCACCUACAAUAGUGUGGCUUAAGAAUGGAAAACCAAUGGAAAACUCUGAUUCUCUUGAAGUUCAUGUUUUAUCUGGUGGAAGCAAACUUCAAAUUACUCGUUCUCAGCUUCUGGACAGUGGCACCUACACUUGUAUUGCCUCAAAUGUUGAGGGAAAAGCUCAGAAAAGUUAUGUGCUUUCUGUUCAAGUUCCCCCAAAUAUUGUUGGCUCUGAAGUGCCCAGUGAGGUCAGUGUCCUCCUAGGAGAGAGCACCCAGCUGGUCUGCAAUGCCCAUGGAGUACCCACACCUCUUGUGCACUGGCUUAAAGAUGGAAAACCACUUGCAAGUGAUGAUUUACAAAGAGCAAGAGUAACUCCAGAUGGCAGCACAUUAAACAUCUUCAAAGCCCUCAGUUCUGAUACAGGAAAAUACACUUGUGUGGCUACAAAUCCUGCAGGAGAGGAAGACAGGAUUUUCAACUUAAAUGUAUAUGUUCCUCCAACAAUAGCCAAUCAUAAAGAUGAGCCAGAGGACCUCACUGCCCUUUUGGACACCUCCCUAAAUAUUGAGUGUACUGCUACUGGAACCCCACCACCCCAGAUAAACUGGCUGAAGAAUGGCCUUCCUCUCUCUGUCUCCUCCCAAGUCAGGUUGCUGUCAGCUGGGCAAAUUCUCAGACUUACCCGGGUACAGAUUCCUGAUACUGGUGUGUACACUUGUGUGGCAUCUAACAGGGCUGGACUGGACAACAAACAUUUCAACCUAAAAGUUUUUGCACCACCAAACCUGGAUAAUGCAGGAGGAACAGAGGAGGUGACUGUGGUCAGAGGCACUUCAGCUGUGAUGAAGUGUCUUGCUGAUGGCACUCCUGUCCCCACUGUGUCCUGGCUUAAAAAUGGACAACCUCUGAGCCUGGGAGCUCACCUGAUGCCAAGUAACCAAGGAAUGGUCCUUCAUUUUGGGAAGGCAGAGAUUGGUGACACAGGCAAAUACACUUGUGUAGCAUCCAAUGAAGCUGGGGACACCAGCAAACACUUCUCCCUCAAAGUUCUGGCACCACCUCACAUCAAUGGCUCAGAUCAAUCAGAAGAGCUCUCUGUCAUUGUUAACAACCCUCUUGAGCUUCUCUGCAUGGCUUCUGGCAUUCCAGUCCCCAAAAUCUCCUGGAUGAAGGAUGGGCACCCACUUCUGCAGAAUGAUAAUGUGCAUGUCCUAAGGGAGGGCCUUCAAAUCACCAGUGCUCAGGUGGAGGACACAGGAAGAUACACGUGUUUGGCAUCUAGUCCAGCAGGAGAUGAUGAUAAGGAAUAUUUAGUAAGAGUGCAUGUUCCUCCAAACAUUGCUGGUACCAGUGGUCCACAGGACCUCACUGUGCUGCAGAACAGACAAGUUCUUCUGGAAUGCAAGUCAGAUGCUGUGCCACCUCCAACAAUCUCAUGGCUCAAAAAUGGACAACUUCUAGAGGGAACUCCUCGAGUCCGGAUCCUGUCCAGUGGGAGGUACCUGCAGAUAAACAAUGCUGACCUCAGGGAUUCAGGAACCUACGUGUGUGUGGCAAGGAAUAUUGCAGGAGAAAUGACCAGGGAGUUCCUGCUGACUGUACAUGUUGCUCCUACAAUCCAGAGCAGUCCUCAAGCUGUUGCUGUGCAUGUAAAUGCUUCUGUUGUUCUGGAGUGUGUUGCAGAAGGAGUCCCAACCCCAAGGGUUACAUGGAGGAAGGAUGGGGCUGUUCUUACUGGAAACAAUACAAGGUACUCCAUGUUAGAGGAUGGGUCUCUACACAUCCACUCAGCACAUGUGACUGACACAGGAAGAUUUGUGUGUAUGGCAACCAAUGCAGCUGGCACUGAGCGCAAGCGAACUGAUCUGCAGGUUCUUGUUCCUCCAACUAUUGCUCCUGGACAUACAAAUAUUACAGUUACUGUCAAUGUGCAGACCAUUCUGCCUUGUGAAACCACUGGAAUUCCCAAACCAGUAAUUAGCUGGAAGAAGAAUGGGCAUCUUCUUAGUGUUGAUCAGAACCAGAAUACAUACAGGCUCCUGUCUUCAGGUUCCUUGGUAAUCAUUUCUCCCACUGUGGAUGACACUGGUGUCUAUGAGUGCUCUGUGUCAAAUGAUGCAGGAGAAGAUCACAGAGCAGUUGAGCUCACUGUGCAAGUGCCCCCAUCCAUAGCAGAUGAAGCCAUGGACCUUUUGGUGACAAAGCUGUCUCCAGUAAUAAUUUCCUGCACAGCAUCAGGGGUUCCUGUCCCCUCUGUUCAUUGGACCAAAAAUGGCAUCAAGUUGCUUCCCAAAGGAGAUGGCUACAGAAUCCUCCCUUCAGGUGCUGUAGAGAUAGCAGCAGCUCAGCUCGAGCAUGCAGGGCGCUACACCUGCCUGGCCCGCAACCUCGCCGGCGUCGCACACAGGCACGCGGUGCUGCACGUCCAGGAGCCACCAGUUAUCCAGACACAGCCAGGAGCUCUGGAUGUCAUUGUGAACAAUCCCAUUCUGCUGCCAUGUGAAGCAAGGGGCACACCUCAGCCCAUCAUAAUGUGGCAGAAGGAGGGCAUCAACAUCAUCACAACAGGUGACAACUACACAGUUCUUCCCAAUGGCAGUUUACAGAUUGCAAAAUCCACUCCUGAAGAUGCUGGCACUUACAUGUGUAUUGCUCAGAAUCCAGCUGGCACUGCUCUGGGGAAGAUCAAACUGAAAGUUCAGGUUCCUCCUGUUAUUAAAUCCCACCUCAAGGAAUACGUGGUUCCAGUUGAUCAGUCUGUGGCUCUGCAAUGUGAGGCUGAAGGCUACCCUGCACCAGAGGUCAGCUGGCAUAAAGAUGGAGAGGAAAUAACAGAGUCCAUCAGAAGAAGGAUCCUUAGCACUGGAGUCCUGCAGAUUGUCUUUGUGCAGCCCAGUGAUGCUGGGUGGUACACGUGCAUUGCAGCAAACCUGGCUGGGUCCAGCACUGUCAGCAUGGAGCUUGCUGUGCACAUUCCACCCAAGAUUCACAGUACGGAGGAGCAGUUCACAGUCAGAGAGGACUCCCAGGCUGUUCUGUCCUGUGUGGCUGAGGGAAUUCCAACACCAACAAUAAACUGGAAGAAGGACAAUACCUUGUUAACAGAGGUAGCAGGAAAAUACCAGACUAUGCCAGAUGGAAACCUCAUUUUGGACAAUGUUGUGCCUGAAGAUUCUGGCAGUUACACCUGUGUUGCCAGCAGUGCUGCUGGAGAAGACACCCACACUUUCACCCUGGUAGUUCAUGUGCUUCCAACUUUUACUGAACUGCCUGGAGAUGUAACUCUGAAUAAAGGAGAACAGCUCAGCCUAACUUGCAAAGCCACUGGGAUACCUAUACCCAAAAUAACAUGGACUUUUAACAGUAACAUCAUUCCAGUGCAAUACCUUGAUGAAAAUGGACACAGUGAACUUGUUAUUGAAAGAGUAUCUAAAGAUGACUCUGGCACCUAUGUAUGCACAGCAGAAAAUGUGGUUGGCUCAAUCAAAGCUAUUGGUUUUGUGUAUGUCAAAGAACCUCCAGUCUUCAAAGGGGAUUACAGCUCUAGGCAGACUGAACCAUUGGGUGGCAAUGCUAUGUUGAAUUGUGAAGUCAAAGGAGAUCCCCCUCCAACCAUCCAGUGGCGCAAAAAUGGAGUCCAUGUUCAGAGUAACAACAGGAUCCACCAGCUUAACAAUGGCUCUCUGGCUAUCUACACCACUGUGAAUGAAGAUGCUGGUGACUACAAGUGUGUGGCUACCAAUGAUGCUGGUGUGGUGGAACGCAGUCUGACGUUAACACUUCAGAGUGCUCCAGUCUUUACCAUUGAACCUGUGGAGACAGUUAUAGAAGCUGGUGCAUCAGCAGUGCUGAACUGCCAGGCACAUGGAGAACCUCCUCCAACCAUUAAAUGGUCCCAGCAAGGUCACCCAGUUGUGGGCAAUGAGAGGAUGACAGUCCUGUCUAAUGGCUCCCUGCGCAUUGUUGCUGCACAGAGGGAAGAUACAGCCCAGUAUGAGUGUGUGGCAAGCAAUCUGAUGGGGUCUGUUCUGGUCAGAGUACCACUGACUGUUCAGGUGCAUGGUGGGUUUUCCCACUGGCUGGAGUGGCGAGCGUGCAGCGUCACCUGUGGGCAAGGUGUUCAGGAGCGAGUCCGCCUGUGCAACAACCCUCUGCCAGCAAAUGGUGGGAGGAGCUGCCAGGGACCUGAUACAGACACACGAAGCUGCCACAACAAGCCCUGUCCAGUGGAUGGCAACUGGUCGGAAUGGGCGCCGUGGGAAGAGUGUUCAAAGAGCUGUGGGCAAGGUAACAGGACCAGAACCAGGACCUGCAGUAACCCAUCAGCACAGCAUGGAGGGAAGCCCUGUGAUGGCAGUGCUGUGGAGUCAGUCAUGUGCAAUAUUAGGCCUUGCCCAGUUGAUGGGGCUUGGAGCUCUUGGCUGCCGUGGGGCCCUUGCAGCGAGACGUGUGGGAAGGGCACCCAGACACGAGCGCGGCUCUGCACUAACCCUGCUCCUUCCCACGAUGGCUCCUACUGCGAGGGCUCUGACACACAGAUGCAGGUCUGCAACAAGAGGCACUGCCCAGUGGAUGGGAAGUGGGCCACGUGGGGCAGCUGGAGCUCCUGCACCCUGUCCUGUGGAGGAGGCAGCAGGCAGAGAAUGCGUCGCUGCUCAGACCCAGUCCCCCAGUUUGGGGGUCACAGAUGUGAAGGAAAUGACAUACAAAUUGAUUUUUGCAACAACAAUCCUUGUCCAAUUCAUGGCAACUGGGGCCCUUGGACUAGCUGGGGAACCUGCAGUCGAACAUGCAAUGGAGGGCAGAUGAGACGGUACCGGAGCUGUGACAAUCCUGUCCCUGCCAGUGGUGGCAGGGGCUGUGCAGGGGCUGACCUGCAGAUCCAGAGGUGCAGCACUGAGCUCUGCCCUGUGGAUGGGAACUGGGGGCAGUGGCAGAUGUGGAGCCCAUGCUCUGCUUCUUGUGGAGGAGGGGAGCAGACCCGAAAACGCCUGUGCAGCAAUCCAGCCCCACUGAAUCGUGGCCGUCCUUGUCCUGGAGACUCCUCACAGAUAUCUAGGUGUAACACCCAAGCAUGUCCUGGUGGGCCUUCACGUGCCAAAGGCAGCAUCAUUGGAAGUAUCAAUGGCAUUGAAUUUGGAGUUGCUUUCCUGAAUGCUGCAGUAACAGACAGCCCUGACUCUGAAACUAGAGUAGUACAAGCAAAGAUUACAAACAUCCCUCGGAGCCUUGGUCCAGCAAUGAGAAAGCUUGUUUCUAUACUCAGCCCUGUUUAUUGGACAACAGCAAAAGAAAUUGGAGAAGCAAUGAAUGGUUUUACUCUCACUGAUGCCAUCUUCAAGAGAGAAACUCAAGUGGAGUUUGCAACUGGAGAGAUUCUGAGAAUGACUCAUGUUGCCCGGGGGUUGGAUUCAGAUGGAGCCUUGCUGCUGGAUACUGUUGUGAGUGGCCAUGUGCUGCAGCUCCAGUCAGUAGCUGAUGUUGACAUAAAGGACUACACAGAAGACUAUAUUCAAACUGGCCCUGGGCAACUCUAUGCCCACUCUACUCGUCUCUUCACCAUCGAUGGAGUUAGUGUCCCCUACAUGUGGAACCACACCAUCACCUAUGACUACACCAAAGGAAAGAUGCCUUUCUUGGUGGAAACACUCCAUGUUUCUUCUGUUACAACAGAGUACAACCCACUGGAAGAAGCUGUGGCUUUUAAAAUCCAUGCUUCCAUUGCAAAAGGGGAUCGCAGCAAUCAGUGUCCUCCUGGGUUUGGUUUGGACUCAACUGGGCCUUACUGCUCAGAUGAAGAUGAAUGCACUGUGCGAAAUCCUUGUUCCCAUACCUGUCAUAAUGCCAUGGGAUCUUACUACUGCUCCUGUCCAAAAGGCCUCACAAUUUCUGCAGAUGGCAGAACAUGUCAGGAUAUUGAUGAGUGUGCAUUAGGUGGACAUACCUGCCAUGCUGGCCAGGACUGUGAGAACACCAUGGGCUCGUACCGCUGCGUGGUGAGAUGUGGGAAUGGCUUCAAGAGAACUGCUGAUGGAUUCAGCUGCCAAGAUGUGAACGAGUGUCAAGAGCUCAACUCCUGUCAUCAGCAUUGCUUCAACACCAUUGGAAGUUUCCACUGUGGUUGUGAGCCAGGAUACCAGCUGAAGGGCAGAAAAUGCGUGGAUGUAAAUGAGUGCAGGCAGAAUGUAUGCAGGCCUGAUCAACUUUGCAAAAACACUCGUGGUGGCUAUAAGUGUGUUGAUCUGUGUCCCAGUGGAAUGACCAAAGCAGAAAAUGGAACAUGUAUUGACAUUGAUGAAUGCAGGGAUGGAACCCACCAGUGUCGCUACAACCAGCUCUGUGAGAACACCCGAGGCAGCUACCGCUGUGUGUGUCCCAGGGGCUAUCGGGCCCAGGGAGUUGGCAGGCCUUGUGUGGACAUGAAUGAAUGUGAACAAGUGCCUAAACCCUGUGCAUUUCAAUGCACCAACACCCCCGGCAGCUUCAAGUGUCUCUGUCCACCUGGACACCAGUUAUUAGGGGACGGGAAAUCUUGCGCUGGACUGGAGAGAUUGCCAAGUUCUGGUGCCUAUUACAGUAGCUAUAGCUAUGCUCAAUUCUCCCCUGUGAGAGACAACCAUCAACCUCAACAGUAUUACAGGCACUCCUCAAAUCUCUACAGCUCCUUCUCAGAGUAUAGGAACAGCAGAAUACCUUUCUCCAGGACUAGAAGGAACAUUAGAGAAACUUGUCCUGAAGGCUAUGAGGCAAGAAAUGACAGAUGUGUAGACAUAGAUGAGUGUGAAACCAGAGAUAGUUGCCAGCAUGAAUGCAGAAACACCCUGGGAAGUUACCAGUGUUCUUGUCCAGCUGGGUACCGGCUCACGCCCAAUGGCAAAACUUGUCAAGAUGUUGAUGAAUGCCUUGAACAGAACAUUAAUUGUGGACCAAAUCAGAUGUGUUUCAACAUGAGGGGAAGCUACCAGUGCAUUGACACACCUUGUCCACCCAACUACCAGCGAGAGGCUCUGUCUGGGUUCUGUCUGAAAAACUGCCCAGCCAAUGACCUGGAGUGUGACCUAAGUACCUAUGCCCUGGAAUACAAACUCCUCUCCCUCCCUUUCGGCAUAGCUGCUGGGCAGGAUUUAAUCCGCCUGGUUGCAUACACUCAUGAUCAAGUCAUGCACCCAAGGACAACCUUCCUGAUGGCAGAGGAGGACCCAGAAGUCCCUUUUGCCCUGAGAGAUGAAAACCUGAAAGGAGUUGUGUUCACCACUCGAGCCCUCCAUGAGCCCAAGACGUACCGCAUGGGAGUCAGAGCCUUCUCCUACAGCACGGAUGGGAACAUUGAGUAUCAGACAACAUUCAUUGUCUAUAUAGCUGUGUCAGCCUACCCCUACUGAGCACCCAAAUGACUUGACAGUUAUUGCAGUAUUUUAUCCACAUCCCCAAGUGCUGGGGGGUGUCACCACUUCCAGACUGACUGCUGCCUACCACCCCCCUGGGAACCACGCCACUUGAAAAUGGUGCUGUGCUCUUUUUUUCUUCUCUUGCCCUCCUUCCCCAAGGCUGCCCAUCUGGUUGCUUUAUUCCAUUCAAGAGUAAAAUCCACGGGUCUGAAGACCCCUUACCACUUGCUUUAUUUAUUACACUGGAGUAGUUAUUAUUUUCCACAGUUUGUUCUCAAAACUAGCAGAAAAAUCAAAGUAUGAGCUGAAGUCUGUGGUUCAAGCAGUAAGCAAGGAGCAGCCUCUGCUGUAAGUAACUAAGAAAAUCCUAACCUGAAAUAAAAACAAACAUAAUUUCAAGCUCUCUACAUAUUUUAAAGGUUGCUAAGUGUUUUACAAUUUUAUAUCUUAGAUUUUUUUCU
Calypte anna (Anna's hummingbird) is the source of this 17398-nucleotide messenger RNA. RefSeq names its product hemicentin 1 (gene HMCN1). Gene Ontology annotation, molecular function: calcium ion binding; axon guidance receptor activity. The transcript is spliced from 107 exons. Bases 24 to 16931 code for a protein of 5635 amino acids. Gene Ontology annotation, cellular component: axon; neuronal cell body; plasma membrane. The record is from RefSeq and is a predicted model, not a curated record. Gene Ontology annotation, biological process: synapse organization; homophilic cell-cell adhesion. Lineage: Eukaryota; Metazoa; Chordata; Aves; Apodiformes; Trochilidae.